This is a messenger RNA of Prorocentrum cordatum, 1426 nucleotides long. NCBI's taxonomy places the organism in Eukaryota, Dinophyceae, Prorocentrales, Prorocentraceae. The record is from the annotation of a GenBank genome assembly.
UCCGAAUCCAUUUCCACGUUCGUGGGCCGAUCAUGUUGGCUCAAAUGUUGCUUUGGUUCUUCAGAUGGCUCCCCACCGGCGAUGUGUCCAAUCUAUUCGAAUUCCGCGCGAAUCCUACAGUGGUCAUGGGCGUUGUUUCACGCAGUCCUUCCCGCAAAAUUGGAGCUAGAAACGUGAAUCCGAUCCAGGACUUGCAGAAGUACGUGCAGGAUGCCGCCACGCCUUUUGUCUUUCCCACGAACUGCUCAGUGCUGCAGUGGGACCUCAGCACCAAGACGUCCUCGCUUUGAAUCUUGAGUUCCGUGCCACGGUAGCGUUCAUCAUCAGAGGGAUGCCGCACCACGUGGCUGGAAUUUGGAAGUCUUCCAAGGCUCUUGCGCGGCGCGACGCUGCCGAGCGGGCCCUACAGCUGUAUGCCAAGGCGGGUGGCGAGACAGCCGGGGAGGAGGAGGACACCUCGCCGUUGGCGGCCGCAGAUCGGCUGCGGGACGAGCAGCCCUGGCACGUGGCGCUGACUCCAGAAGAAGUGGUGUUCAGCGUCCCCAUCCCGCGCAGGUUCGUAGCUCCGCGGCCUGCGGCGCUCACCGGGCGCGCGCUGGGGUGCCCGCCGCCGGGAGAGCACGUGCGCCAGCCGCCUCCCGCAGACUCGCUCCCGCGGCCCCGCCUGGCCCUUGACGAGCGUGGCCUGGCCGCCGGGGUGCCCUGGCCGCGGAGGCUGCUGCCCCGGCGCGGCCCCGCGGCGCUGCCGCGCGCACCGCCGGGUGCGGGUGCACCUGCCGGCCUGGAGCUGCUCGAGGGCGCCCAGGGCCAGGGCGGGCGCGGGGAGCACGUGGGCCUCCUGAGGAGCUUCUGCGACGAGAUGGGCUGGCCACGCCCCAGGUUCAGCUGCAAGGCCGAGGGAGGCAUGUGCCUCAUGAUGGUCGAGGUCGCCGUGCUCGGCGUGCCGCACACGUUCUCGGGCCAGUGGCGCGAGGACCCUGGGGCGGCUGCGGAAGACGUGGCCCGGAGGGUCCUGUGGUACCUGCGGGCCUCUGGCCACGAGGACGACUUCGAGCCGGACGAGGACUACGCCAGGGAGGCGGCGAAGCUCAUCCCUAAACCGCCCAAGGCAGACUGGAUUCAGGACGGCGUGUGGAAGGACGAGCUGGCAGAGCGGAAAUGGACGAUCAUGCUAGUACAAAACAGGCUCCAGCGUAUCUUCUCGGACGAUGCAGCAAAGGGCAUGAGCGUCUGGCACUGGAGCUACGAGGAGGGAAAACACGACGGCGCCAACCCUGGACUGGUCCGUGCCACGGUGGCCAUCCAGAGAGUAGGUCGCCAGUUCGUCGGCAAUUGGAUGGCUGGGCGUAGGAAUGCCCAGAUCGAUGCCUGCUCAAAGGUUUUCGACUUCCUCGACGCUGAAUAUCCAUUCCGGUCGAAACGCUGA